This is a messenger RNA of Pollicipes pollicipes, 1830 nucleotides long. Its product is annotated as facilitated trehalose transporter Tret1-2 homolog. The transcript has 2 exons. NCBI's taxonomy places the organism in Eukaryota, Metazoa, Arthropoda, Thecostraca, Pollicipedomorpha, Pollicipedidae. Gene Ontology annotation, cellular component: membrane. The coding region runs from base 1 to 1155 and encodes 384 amino acids. The record is from RefSeq and is a predicted model, not a curated record. Gene Ontology annotation, molecular function: transmembrane transporter activity. Gene Ontology annotation, biological process: transmembrane transport.
AUGGUCGGCCUCGGUGCCGGCUUUGGCUGGGCCGUCACCGGCCGCCUGCUGAUCGGCCUCUACUUCGGCGUGGUGGAGGGCCCGGCGCGCGCGUUCGUCGGCGAGGUGACCUGUCGCACGGUGCGCGGCGCCGUCGGCAACGUGCUGAACACGGUGACGCCGGUGACGGUGGUGCUGGUGCUGGGCUUGGGGUCGCGGCUGCCGUGGCGCACGGUGGAGUUCUCGCUGGUGACGGCCUCGGCCGUAUUGCAGGCGUGCGGCCUGCUCUUCCUGCCGCAGUCGCCCAAGUGGCUGCUGGCGCACGGCCACCCGAGUGAGGAGGCCGAGCGCUCCGUGCGCUUCUACCUCGGCGACGGCGCCGACGUCAAGCAGGAGGUGAAGAACAUCGAGGAGUCGCUGUCCCGCUCCGGGCACGCGGCCAGCCUGCUGACGCGCCUGUCGCACGUCUUCCGCCGCUGGGAGAACCUGCACCCGACGCUGCUGCUUCUGCUGCAGUUCUUCUGCCUGGUGUUCAGCGGCGCGAUUGGUGUGGUGCAGUUCGGGCCGGCCAUCUUCCGCUCCACCGGCGGGGACAUCAACCCCUACCACAGCUCCAUGUACAUCUCGGCGGCCAUGGCGCUGUCGAUGCUGAUUUCUGGCUCGCUGCUGGAGCGCUGCAACCGCCGAGUUCUGCUGCAGGUGUCCGGCCUGCUCGGCAUGGUCGGAUGUACAGCCAUGGGCGCCUUCUUCCUGCUGGGCCAGUACCCGUGGCUGGUACUGGCCGGGGCUCUGGCCACCACACUAUCCUACGGCGCCGGCAUCGCACCCAUCACCUUCACCUACCUGGUAGAGCUGCUGCCCAACAGCGUACGCUCCAUGGCAAUCAGCAUCGUGCUGCUCUACUUCAGCGUGGUGCAGUUCCUCGCUGUCCACUUCUUCCCAGCCAUGGUGUCAGGUCUCGGCAACUACGGCACGUUCUGGCUCUUCGCCGCCGUCAAUCUGCUGCAGGUGGCACUGGCCACCUUCUGGCUUCCUGAGACGCGCGGCCUCUCGCUCGAGGAGAUUCAGAGGAGAUUCUUCUCGGCGGCCCCACCGCCGGCGGGCGCAGUGGACGCGGCGGAGAAGGCCGAGAGGUCGCCGCCGCCAGUGGAAGAGGCGGAGUCCACAGCACUCUGACUCCGUCUGGUGGAGUCACGCUGUCCGUCUCUGCGCGUUGCGCACCAGAAGAGGGCUGUGGUCUGAACAGGCGGCCGGCGCCAUUAACGAUCCCAACACGAUCAGAGUGGCCAAACUACACGCGAAACAAGAGGGCGUCUCCAACCUUGCGCAUGGUAGACGAAGUACGAACAGAACCACUAGCUGCGGCAUUUUUCAAUCAAGGCAGCCGCACUGUGCUCUGCGAUUUCACUCGAGGCAGCCGCCCUGUGCUCUGUGUUUUUUACUCGAGGCAGCCGUCCUGUGCUCUGUGAUUUCAUUCGAGGCAGCCUCCCUGUGCUCUGUGUUCUUCACUCGAGGCAGCCGUCUUGUGGUCUGUGUUUUUCACUCGAGGCAGCCGCCCUGUGCUCUGUUUUUUUUUUCACUCGAGACAGCCGCCCUGUGCUAUGGGGUUUCAUGCGUGAAGGUCUGUUCCGGCGAGAGUGGGAAGUGGCGGCUCGGUUGUCUUUCGUUCCCCACAGAAUCGCGUGCAUGUUGUAACAGCUGACGGCGCUUACGCCGCGCAACAAGGCUCGGGGCUCCGUGGCUCGGGGUGCAGCUGGAGGAGCUCGCGGGGGCCACGCGGCAGUGACCGGGGCGGGAAUGACGACCCUGAAGUGGCGCGCUGACGCCCGAAUCGCACAGUGCCUCUGAAGC